AUGGUGCUGUCAGGGCUGGGGUGGCACAGACUGAGGACCCGGGGAGUCAGGGGAGUCAGGACCAGGAGAGUCAGGACCCAGGGGAGUCAGUACCCGGAGAGUCAGGAACAGGAGAGUCAGGACCCAGGGGAGUCAGGACCUGGAGAGUCAGGACCUGGAGAGUCAGGACCAGGAGAGUCAGGACCUGGAGAGUCAGGACCAGGAGAGUCAGGACCAGGGGAGUCAGGACGAGGAGUCAGGACCAGGGGAGUCAUGACCAGGGGAGUCAUGACCAGGGGAGUCAUGACCAGGGGGUCAGAACCAGGGGAGUCAGGACCAGGGGAGUCAGGACCUGGAGAGUCAGGACCAGGAGAGUCAGGACCUGGAGAGUCAGGACCAGGAGAGUCAGGACCAGGGGAGUCAGGACCAGGAGAGUUAGGACCAGGAGAGUCAGGACCUGGAGAGUCAGGACCAGGAGAUUCAGGAUCAGGGGAGUCAGGACCAGGGGAGUCAGGACCAGGAGAGUCAGGGGAGUCAGGACCAGGAGAGUUAGGACCAGGGGAGUCAGGACCUGGAGAGUCAGGACCAGGAGAGUCAGGACCAGGGGAGUCAGGACCAGGAGAGUCAGGGGAGUCAGGACGAGGAGAGUUAGGACCAGGGGAGUCAGGACCUGAGGAGUCAGGGGAGUCAGGACCAGGAGAGUCAGGACCAGGGGAGUCAGGGGAGUCGGGACCAGGAGAGUCAGGACCUGGGGAGUCAGGAACUGGAGAGUCAGGGGAGUCAGGACCAGGAGAGUCAGGACCAGGAGAGUCAGGACCAGGGGGUCAGCACCAGGGGAGUCAGGAACAGGGGAGUCAGGGGUCAGUACCCGGAGAGUCAGGACCAGGGGAGUCAGGACCUGGAGAGUCAGGACCAGGGGAGUCAGGACGAGGAGAGUCAGGACCAGGGGAGUCAGGGGAGUCGGGAUCAGGAGAGUCAGGACCAGGGGAGUCAGGAACUGGAGAGUCAGGGGAGUCAGGACCAGGAGAGUCAGGACCAGGAGAUUCAGGACCAGGGGAGUCAGGACCAGGAGAGUUAGGACCAGGGGAGUCAGGGGAGUCAGGACCAGGAAAGUUAGGACCAGGGGAGUCAGGACCAGGAGAUUCAGGACCAGGGGAGUCAGGACCAGGGGAGUCAGGACCAGGAGAGUCAGGACCAGGAGAGUUAGGACCAGGGGAGUCAGGACCUGGAGAGUCAGGGGAGUCAGGACCAGGAGAGUCAGGACCAGGAGAGUCAGGACCAGGGGAGUCAGGACCAGGGGAGUCAGGACCAGGAGAGUUAGGACCAGGGGAGUCAGGGGAGUCAGGACCAGGAGAGUUAGGACCAGGGGAGUCAGGACCAGGAGAGUCAGGACCAGGAGAGUUAGGACCAGGGGAGUCAGGGGAGUCAGGACCAGGAGAGUUAGGACCAGGGGAGUCAGGACCAGGGGAGUCAGGACCAGGGGAGUCAGGACCAGGAGAGUCAGGACCUGGAGAGUCAGGACCAGGGGAGUCAGGACCAGGGGAGUCAGGACCAGGAGAGUUAGGACCAGGGGAGUCAGGGGAGUCAGGACCAGGAGAGUUAGGACCAGGGGAGUCAGGACCAGGGGAGUCAGGACCAGGGGAGUCAGGACCAGGAGAGUCAGGACCAGGAGAGUCAGGACCAGGAGAGUCAGGACCUGGAGAGUCAGGACCAGGGGAGUCAGGACCAGGAGAGUCAGGACCCGGAGAAUCCCACUCUGCUAUUUUUUUUAUUCAACCUUGGAAAAUCUUUAAAACUUUUAGAUAG
Physella acuta is the source of this 1785-nucleotide messenger RNA. RefSeq names its product spidroin-2-like. NCBI's taxonomy places the organism in Eukaryota, Metazoa, Mollusca, Gastropoda, Physidae. The record is from RefSeq and is a predicted model, not a curated record.